AUGGAAGAAUUUUGUCGUGAACUGCCCAAAAUAGAAUUACAUGCCCACUUAAAUGGAUCUCUCAGUCGCGCCACAAUGUUGAAACUACAAAGAUAUCAUGCAGAUACAGGGGUGUCAGAUACAACUAAUGCUUUUUUUGAUGAAUUCCAAAUUGGUGCUGGUGAUACCAGAAAUUUGUCUGAUUGUUUUCAAGUAUUUAGCAUUGCACAUACCUUAACAAAUACUCCUGAAACAUUGGGAUUGGCCACUACCUUAACACUGCAAGAAUUUCAGAAUGAUGGCUGUUGUUACAUUGAACUGAGGAGCACUCCCCGAAAUACACCACAUAUGACAAAAAGGCAGUACAUAGAUACUAUCAUAGGGGCUAUGCAAAAGUCUUCACCUAACCUAAAUAUAAUUUCAACCCUUAUUAUAUCCAUUAAUAGGAGUAAUGGUGUCAUAGAAGCUAAUGAAAUAUCUGAACUUGCAAUAGAGUAUCAUAAGAAAUUUCCAGGUAUUGUGGUAGGAAUGGAACUUAGUGGUGAUCCUGGCUUCGGAAAAUUUGAGGAUUAUAUAAAUAUAUUUGAAAAAGCAAGACAUGCUGGCCUAAAAGUGACACUACAUUGUGGUGAAAUAAGAAAUCCAGAAGAAAUAUUACAAAUGCUGAAUUUUAAACCUGAUAGAAUUGGCCAUGGAACUUGUAUACAUCCUAAAUUUGGAGGCACUGAUGAGACUUGGGAGGUUUUAUGUAAAUCUGGAAUACCUGUUGAGGUUUGUUUAUCCAGUAAUGUUAACACAAAAUCUGUACCUGAUUUUUCUUCACAUCAUUUUAAAUAUUUGUAUAGUGCAAAUGUUCCAGUAAUUCUCUGUACUGAUGAUAAAGGAGUAUUUUCCACUUCACUAACACAAGAAUAUAAUAUUUGCUUAGAUAUGUUCACACUGGAUAAAUCACAAAUAGCUAGAUUAGCUCUGAAUGCUGCCAAAUACACUUCCCGAGUCCAAAAGGCGCUGAUUCAGAGCUACAAGAUUUCCUUAUGGCAGAAAAGCAGAAAGCACAGUUUCAUGCCCAAAUCCAUGAGUUUAACGACUUCUGUUGGGAGAAAUGUGUGGACAAGCCAGGAACAAAACUGGAUUCCCGGACUGAAACCUGUA
Messenger RNA from Iphiclides podalirius (scarce swallowtail), 1131 nucleotides. The record is from the annotation of a GenBank genome assembly. Lineage: Eukaryota; Metazoa; Arthropoda; Insecta; Lepidoptera; Papilionidae.